GUACUACGGCUCGUCUCCGUCACCCAGGCCCGGAUCGGGAAGUGUCAAAGUGGGAGCCGGGAGCCCCCGCCUUCGCCGCCGCUACUGCUGAACCCGUACCCUCAUCCCGGCCGGGCCCUACCGCCAUGACGAACGUGUACUCCUUGGACGGGAUUCUGGUGUUUGGUUUGCUCUUUGUUUGCACCUGUGCCUACUUCAAGAAAGUACCUCGUCUCAAAACCUGGCUGCUCUCAGAGAAGAAGGGAGUUUGGGGUGUGUUUUACAAAGGUAAGGUUUUAUCUGGACACAGAGGAGAAAGAGUUCUGUCUUCUAGCUGCUGUGAUUGGGACCCGGCUGCAUGCUGCUGUUGCAAUUGCCUGCAUUGUAAUGGCCUUUUACGUCCUGUUUAUCAAAUGAAUUCCCAAGUAUCCUACUCAUCAACUACCAACCAAGGGGAUAAAGAUGAAGAACUUGCCGGAAACCUGGACUCAGUGUAGGAGAGUUCAGCUAGAAUCAUCAGUGUCCCUAAGAUGACACCACAGCAUCUGUCUGCCAUAUGUGCGGGAACUCAUGGUCACGAACAUUAUUUUUCCUCCAGGGGACUCCAGAAAGCCUUUUCUUGAUCCCUCCGUUAAUCAGCCCUCAGCAGCAAGCAUAUAUCUCCAGAUAAAUCACAUCCCUUGGAUAUAUGAUUAUGUACCUUCUGCUUAAAAAACCUGGGUUCAAUGGUAGAACAUUUGCUUAGCAUUGUCAGGGUCCUGGGUUUGAUCCCCAACACUAAAAAAAAGAAAAAAAGCAAC
Molecule: messenger RNA, 779 nt
Organism: Arvicola amphibius (Eurasian water vole)
Lineage: Eukaryota; Metazoa; Chordata; Mammalia; Rodentia; Cricetidae
Gene: Tmem167b
Product: transmembrane protein 167B
Exons: 3
Coding region: 126-476 (116 amino acids)
Source: RefSeq, a predicted model, not a curated record